Molecule: messenger RNA, 744 nt
Organism: Coccomyxa subellipsoidea C-169
Lineage: Eukaryota; Viridiplantae; Chlorophyta; Trebouxiophyceae; Coccomyxaceae
Exons: 2
Coding region: 1-744 (247 amino acids)
Source: RefSeq, a predicted model, not a curated record
AUGGAGUGUGACAGCCCACAGGAGGAGCUGCCUGUCAGGCCAGCACCAGCAGGAGAAGCCACCGCAGCUCAGCUGCCCGCUCCGUCAGCUCCACCACUAGAGCUCCCCGAGCCACCGCCGCCACUAUCGCCGCCGCCGUCCGCGCAGCCUCCCGUGCCGCCGACGCUCGCGCCGCCAACCGCGCCGCCACCGCCAGCGCCGCCCAAGCAGCGCGGGCCGCGCUUGCCGGCCUCGCAGCACCGCGCCUCUCGGGCAGCAGCUCACAGAGUGGUGGUUACACCAGCCGCAGCAGCAGCAGCAGCGGCGGCCGCAGGAGCACAGGAUACACAGGCCAGAGGGCCCGCCGGUACGGCGGUACUCGCCGCAAUGAGCCGCCAGCGCUCGCCCCCCCUGCGCCUUCUCAGCCUCAGCGUCAACGGCCUUCGGGACAAAGACAAGAGGCGCUGCCUCUUCAACCUUUUGGAGCGUGACAAGUGGGACGUCGUCCUCCUCCAGGAGACCCACCACAGCUCAGCAGAGGAGGGGGCAGCUUGGGCGCAGGAGGGGCCCAACGGGCUCCGCUGCAACGGGCCCUCGUUCUGGUGCCACUACACCUCCCAUUUCCGCGGCGAAGCGGUUCUCUUCAGGGCCGCAGCCCGCACAUCAGACAUCACAGCGCGCAGCAGCAGCGCGUCAGGCCGCACUUUCCUCGGGGAGUGCCUACGGCUCUGCAGCCUGGAGGCUGCCUCUCCACCUUCUGGAUGA